This is a messenger RNA of Closterium sp. Naga37s-1, 900 nucleotides long. Lineage: Eukaryota; Viridiplantae; Streptophyta; Zygnematophyceae; Desmidiales; Closteriaceae. The record is from the annotation of a GenBank genome assembly.
AUGGCAGUCAGGAGCAUUUUUUUCGUCUGCAUUGCGCUCCUCAUUGCGACCUCCGCGGAUGCGCAGCGUGGUCCGCCCGGCGGAGGCCCUCCCAGAGGCCAGCAGCCCGGGGGGGCGCGCGGAGGACCUGGCGGGCCUGGCGGGCCUGCUGGCCCGCGCGGCCCUCCACUGAAUUUGACGGUCGUCGGCAAUCUGACGGGGGAAGUUGGUGCGCGAUUGGCUAACUGCUCCGCGGACCCGACGUUUCUCGACGGCCGCUUUCACCUCGCCAUCUUCAAGAACGCGAGCGGCAGUUACAACCUGGCGGUCGACGCGCUCCUCGUGGGCGCCACGGGCGGGCCGCCCGACUCCCUCGCGAUCGUGAAGGGCGCAGUCUGCGACUCCUCCGCCUCCGCCGCCGCGAUCCUCGCGAUUCCGGUGGCGGCGUCCGACUGGCAGCAGCGCGACGGCUGGUGGCUGCUGCACGCGGAGGCUCGGCUCGACGCGUUCCUCGAGAACGCGGACGCCGCCACCGUCGACGCGCUCCUCGUGCUUCUCCCCAACGCGACGCUGCCAGCGGCGCGCGGCGGCGGCCGCGGCAACGGCAGCGGAGGCGGAAGCGGCGCGGGUGGCGCGCGCAGCGGACAGGGCAGCAGGCGCAUGGGGAGGGAGCUGCUGAUGCGCGCAGCGGAGCGCGUCACUGGCGCGAAGCAGGGGGGGCAGCAGCUGGGGACGCCGCAGCCGCCUGCAGGUGGUUCCUCAGGUGGUUACCCAGGCGCUGGGGGUGCGGGGGGGAUGAUGGCGGGUGGCGGGAUGAACGCGACUGUGAGUGGGUAUGCCGUGUUGGCCACUGCCACUGCGGGGGAUGUGGCGUGGGGCGGCCAGCUCAUGGGCGUUAAACUGCCCUCCGCCGCUGCCUGA